AUGCCGGUCCCCGAGAUCAGCCCUACCGAAUUGCUAGUUCGCUUGUCGGUAUCAGGAGUGUGUGGCUCGGAUUUUCAUCUUGCAGAGGGCCACUCGGGUCCAACUUGCGACAUUCUAGGACAUGAGGGCGUUGGACGAGUUGUAAAGCUUGGAUCUGCAGUGAAUCCUUCCUUUGUCAAUGUUGGGACACGGGUCGGCCUAGGGUGGGUGCGGGACGUGUGCGAAGAAUGCUUCUGCUGCUUAUCCCCAGGCGGCGAGGGACGUUGUUUGGCGAAGUUGUGCUCUGGCUUGAGAAGAGACGGUACUUUUGCAGAGUACGCCGUUGUCCCGUCCCGGUACGUAAUUCGGAUCCCGGAGGACGUCCCUGACGAUCUCGUUGCACCGAUUCUAUGUGGCGGGGUGACGGCGUACAAAGCCAUCAAGGUCAGUGAGGCAGUCCCAGGCCGAUGGAUGGUCAUUUCAGGUGCUGGAGGUGGAGUUGGGGCUUUGGGAAUUCAAUAUGCAAAGUCCAUGGGAUACCGGGUUAUCGCGAUUGACGUCGGAGAUGCCAAAAAGGAGUACUGUCUGAAGCUGGGCGCUGAAGUGUACUAUGAUGCCAAAGAACUCGACACGGCAACGGUCAUGGCUCUCACAGGAGACGGUGCUGCGGCAGUUUUGGUCAUGGCGAACUCGGGGAGAGCGUACCAGGCGGCACUGGAACUGGUGGCUCCCUACGGGACACUGGUCUGCGUGGGAAUACCGCCGGCGGAUCAACUGGUAACCUUUCAUCCUAUUCUGGGUAUUUCCAAAGGCGUGAAGAUCAUCGGCUCUGCUGUGGGAACCAGAAAGGACAUCUGGGAGGCAAUCGAAUUCGUGCAACGAGGCGCCGUGAAGCCAGCAGUGGAAAUGGCCACCUUGGACGAUCUGUCCGAUAUUGCGAAGAACUUUGGAAAGGUGAGCAGCCUCCUCAUUCUUCCUCUCCCCCUCUUUCGCUGGGACAUAGCUUUGACGAAUACAUCUCUGAUUGAUCGGGAACAGACUUCGGGCAAGUAUGUCAUCCGGCUGAGCGAUGAAAUCAACAGUUCUGACUCCGGGAAUGCUGAUGCCCUGAAAAACGGUCACUAA
Messenger RNA from Fonsecaea nubica, 1104 nucleotides. RefSeq lists its product as hypothetical. NCBI's taxonomy places the organism in Eukaryota, Fungi, Ascomycota, Eurotiomycetes, Chaetothyriales, Herpotrichiellaceae. The record is from RefSeq and is a predicted model, not a curated record. The transcript has a single exon. Gene Ontology annotation, molecular function: oxidoreductase activity; zinc ion binding. Bases 1 to 1104 code for a protein of 367 amino acids.